AUGUCCAAACUCACCUUGGGUUUGAUAGCUGCUGGUGGUGCAGCUGCAGGAGCUGCAGCGACUGCAGCGCUUUACUCUGCAAAGAAGGAUGGCCCUCCGUCUGCACCAUCCGUCAUCACGACUACGACGACAACCAUAGCUGGGCCCGGCCGGCCAGCGCCUGUACCCUCGGUCCCUGCCACGCCAUCGCCCGCUGUGGCUGUGGCUGCCCGGAGAGCAGUCGUAGACCCCAACGGUCUCUUCCAAUAUGGGUUCCCGGGCCCAGUCAACGAUCUCCGGCCUGCCGCCUCCCUCACAUCAAGUUACGACCGACGAACACGAAACCCCGCAUGGGUCGCCGAGCACAUUACGCCCGAGUCGCUAGCCAACAGCAACGCGGACAGGAAACACAGCGUGUUUGUAGAAGACGUGACGAUCCCCGAGAUGUUCCGUGCAAAGCUGAAGGACUACUUCCGCUCUGGCUACGAUAGGGGGCAUCAAGUCCCUGCUGCAGAUGCCAAGUGGAGCCAGGAAGCCAUGGACGAUACUUUUGCGUUGAGCAACAUGUGUCCGCAAGUGGGCGAUGGCUUCAACCGCGACUACUGGGCGCAUUUCGAAGACUUCUGCCGGAGGCUCACACACUCGUACCCCUCGGUCCGCAUCGUAACCGGCCCUCUGUAUCUCCCCAAGCGCGAGGCCGACGGCAAAUGGCGAGUGUCAUAUGAAGUCAUCGGCUCACCACCCAACGUGGCUGUGCCUACACAUUUCUACAAGGUCAUCUUCGCCGAAGACGGGAAGCUGGGGGGCAAGGUGGCGCUGGGUGCUUUUGUGCUGCCGAAUGCCGUCAUUCCCAGCCACAAACCGUUGACGGAUUUUGAAGUACCGGUCGAGGCGGUGGAGAGGGCUAGUGGACUGGAAUUUGCGACUAAGCUCACGCCAGAGAGGAAGAAGAGGUUGUGCCAGGAGGUCAAUUGCAGUGUCAUUGUAAAGGAGUAUGCGCAGAGGCAGAAGACGUUUGCUAAGAAAUAG
This is a messenger RNA of Alternaria ethzedia, 1008 nucleotides long. It is a transcript of the gene NUC1, whose product is annotated as nuclease. The record is from RefSeq and is a predicted model, not a curated record. The transcript has a single exon. Lineage: Eukaryota; Fungi; Ascomycota; Dothideomycetes; Pleosporales; Pleosporaceae. Gene Ontology annotation, biological process: apoptotic DNA fragmentation. Gene Ontology annotation, cellular component: nucleus; mitochondrial inner membrane. Gene Ontology annotation, molecular function: RNA endonuclease activity; nucleic acid binding; metal ion binding. Bases 1 to 1008 code for a protein of 335 amino acids.